Molecule: messenger RNA, 3293 nt
Organism: Budorcas taxicolor (takin)
Lineage: Eukaryota; Metazoa; Chordata; Mammalia; Artiodactyla; Bovidae
Gene: AASDH
Product: aminoadipate-semialdehyde dehydrogenase
Exons: 14
Coding region: 393-3161 (922 amino acids)
Biological process (GO): amino acid activation for nonribosomal peptide biosynthetic process
Molecular function (GO): protein binding
Source: RefSeq, a predicted model, not a curated record
UUUAAACCUUGGGAGUUAUUGACUUAUUCGCUGUGUGUGACGCCUUGGGGUUGGGCUGGCGGGAGAAGGUCCGGAUGGGCUCAGACCUCCCCGCUACCCUCUCACCUCUAGGCCUUCUGAGUGGGUCUCGACAGGAAGCGGUAUCCAGUGGGGACAUGUGUGAGGGAGGAGAAGUAUGGCGACGUCUGGGGCUGCCUGCACACAGGUUUGCUUAGCUUCCGGGCUAGCCACCGGUUGGCCUCGGAUUUGAAUUAGUGGUGUCUGGCGGGAUGGAGUGGUGCAAAGAUUAAACUUGACGUGUGCUCUCUCCACUCACCCUGCAUUAGACUCUGCACCUUAUUUCAAAUGUAGAGUUCUCUGCUACCAGUGAUGUUCAGAUAAGCGUCAGUGAAAUGACUCUUCAGGAAUUGGUGCAUCAGGCUGCCUCUCUUUAUUCAGAUAAAAUAGCUGUGUGUUUUGAUGAAUGUAACAACCAGCCUCCAGUUUACUAUACCUACAAGACUGUGAUUAAUGCUGCUUCAACAUUAUCGAAUUUUCUACUGUUACACUGUGACUUUCAAGGAAUUCGGGAAAUUGGUCUCUACUGCCAUCCUACAAUAAACUUACCCUCUUGGAUUUUAGGAAUUCUCCAAGUCCCUGCUGCUUAUGCACCUGUUGAUCCAGAUUCACCGCCAGCAUUAUCAAUUCAUUUUAUGAAAAAAUGUAAUCUGAAGUAUAUCCUUGUUGAAAAAGUACAUAUAAGUAAAUUCAAGUCUUCCUAUGAAGCAUUAUUGAACUAUGAUAUGCUUACAGUAGAACAUAAUGACCUAGUACUCUUCAGACUUCACUGGAAGAAUGUUGAGGUGAGCCUGGUGCCAAACGAUAGAAAAGAGAAAUAUGAAAAAGGAACCAUGACAAAGAGUAUGCCUUCUGAGAGCAGCAGUGAAGAAAAGUCAGAAGAGCGCAUGGAUGUGAGGCUAAAGCACUGCUUGGCCUAUGUCCUCCAUACGUCAGGCACUACAGGGAUACCUAAGAUUGUCAGAGUCCCUCAUGCAUGUAUAGUGCCAAACAUCCAGCAUUUUCGGGUGCUUUUUGAAAUCACUCAUGAAGAUGUUUUGUUUCUGGCUUCACCUCUGACCUUUGAUCCUUCUGUGGUGGAAAUCUUUGUUGCUUUGUCAAGUGGUGCCUCUUUGCUUAUUGUGCCAACUUCUGUCAAAAUGGUCCCAUCAAAAUUAGCUGCUGUUCUGUUUUCCCAUCACAGAGUGACUAUUUUACAGGCAACGCCGACAUUGCUUAGAAGAUUUGGAUCUCAGCUCAUCAAAUCAACUGUUUUAUCCACCAAUACUUCUCUUCGCAUAUUGGCCCUUGGUGGUGAAGCAUUUCCAUCAUUAACUGUUCUCAAAAGCUGGAGAGGAGUAGGCAAUAAAACACAAAUAUUUAAUAUUUAUGGCAUCACAGAGGUGUCAAGUUGGGCGACUUUCUACAGGAUUCCAGAGAAGAUUCUUAACUCUACUUUGAAAUGUGAAUUGCCUGUACAGCUGGGAUUUCCACUGCUUGGAACAGUAGUUGAAGUCAGAGAUACUAAUGGUUUCACAAUUCAAGAAGGCAAUGGCCAAGUAUUUUUAGGUGGCAGAAAUAGAGUAUGUUUUCUUGAUGGCGAAAUGAUGGUACCACUUGGCACAAUGAGAGCCACAGGAGACUUUGUAACUAUAAAAGAUGGAGAGAUAUUUUUCUUGGGACGAAAGGACAGUCAGAUCAAACGUCAUGGCAAACGUCUUAACAUAGAACUUGUACAACAGAUUGCUGAAGGUCUUCAACAAGUGGAGUCUUGUGCAGUUACAUGGUAUAACCAGGAAAAAUUGAUUUUGUUCAUGGUGACUAAAAAAGAUUUAGUAAAGGAUUACAUCUUUGAAGAACUGCAGAAACAUCUUCCAAGUCAUGCCAUCCCAGAUGAGCUUGUGUUAAUUAAUUCUCUGCCAUUUACAUCUCAUGGCAAAAUUGAUGUUUCUGAGCUAAAUAAGAUAUAUUUAAACUACAGAGACUUGAAGUCUGAGUGUAAGCUCAGUGGAAAAGAGGAACUUUGGGAAAAAUUACACCAUUUGUGGAAGUCUGUUCUGAGUCUCUCAGAAGAUGCUUUGAAGAUUCCUGAUGAGUCACUCUUCUUAAAUAGUGGUGGAGAUUCCUUGAAAUCCAUACGGCUCCUCAAUGAGAUUGAAAACCUUGUUGGCACAUCAGUACCUGGGCUUCUGGAAAUUCUUCUCAGCAGUUCUAUUUUAGAGAUUUACAAUCACAUCCUUCAAACAGUGUUUUCAGAUAAAGACCUGACACUUAGCAAGAAUCAUGCCAUGAAAAGAAAAUUCAGCGAUGCUACUCAAGAGGAAGCCAGUGGAAAAUCUUUACAUCAGGAAGCUGUCGUGCCUUUAAAUUGUGACAAUGAGAGCAAUGCUUUUAUUGCAUUGAGCAGAGGGAACCAGAUUUUGUCUUUGAAUACUGAUAGGUAUUUAACUAAGUUGGGACAUUGCCCUUCAACCUAUUCUUCUGAUUUAAAUUCACAGACUGACAUUCAAAAUAGAGAAAGCCUAAGUACUCCACCUCUUAUUGGGAAGUCAGAAGAUCCAUCCUGUGUUGUAGAAGUUUCUGAAGAGGACACACCUGUGAUUAGGGCUGAGAAAAUGGAGUUUCGUGUGAGGUGGAGGUCAGACACAGGCAAAUGUGUGGAUGCUUCACCUCUGCUUGUAAUACCAGCUCUUGAUAAGUCAUCUGCAACUGUGUACAUUGGCUCCCAUUCUCAUAGAAUGAUAGCAGUUGAUCUUUACUCUGGAAAGGUGAAAUGGGAACAGAUUUUAGGAGAUCGCAUUGAAUCCUCAGCAUGUGUAUCUAAGUGUGGAAACUUUAUUGUAGUGGAAAAAGAAGUGUGUUUGGAAGUUGAAAUGUGGAGGAACUGUUUUUUCUUCUCCUUGUUUGAGCCUGAUUCCAUCUCACUUGUAUUUUGCUACACUGGGAGGACUUUUACUGGCUAUAAAUCCUGCCACUGGGGACAGAGUUUGGAAACAUUCCUGUGGAAAGCCACUCUUUUCUUCUCCACGGUGUUGCCUACAGUAUAUUUUUAUUGGCUGUGUAGAUGGAAAUUUACUCUGCUUUACUCACUUUGGAGAACAGGUCUGGCAGUUCUCUACCAAUGAACCAAUCUUUUCAUCCCCAUGUACCUCAGCAUCAGAGCAAGAAAUAUUUUUUGGUUCUCAUGACUGCUUUAUCUACUGUUGUAGUAUGAAAGGUCACCUCCGGUGGAAAUUUGAAACUACCGCAAGAGUGUA